CUUUAAGCGAAGCUGCGCUUCCUGGUUCUCUGCAAAUGGACAAUUUAAGUUGUUUUUGAACCUGCGCUACGGUGGGAAAGUGGCUUCACUUAACUCGGGAUUACAAUGUCACCCAGAAGCGGCUGUAGCCUGACUCUGCUCCUCGUACUGGGUCUCUUUGUGACCGCCUCCUGUAAGUUCCCCUCCCUGGACCACAUCAAACCGAAAGCCAGCAACAAGGUGCAGGGGAGAGCUGUGGUGGGGCUACUGAAGCGUCUCCUCGGGAACAGGUCCACAGAGUUCAUCGUGUCAGUCAACAAGAGCCUUUCCAAUGACAGUCUGGAUUUGUGUGAGCUUAGAUCCACCAAAAACAACAAGAUAGUCGCCACGGGGAGCUCAGGAGUGGCUGUGGCGUCCGGGAUUUACAAUUAUCUGAAGUAUUUCUGCAACUGCCAUGUUUCAUGGUCCGGGGACCAGCUGGACCUGCCCCGUCCCCUGCCAAGGCUCACCGGAGUCCUGCGGAUCAACACCCAGCACAGAUUUCGGUAUUACCAGAACGUCUGCACCUUUAGCUACUCCACUGUGUGGUGGGACUGGCCAAGAUGGGAGAGAGAGAUCGACUGGAUGGCCCUCAAUGGAAUCAAUCUACCGCUGGCUUUCACUGGCCAAGAGGCCCUGUGGCAGGAGGUUUACCGGGCUCUCGGGCUGAACCAGUCGGAGAUCGAGGAGUUCUUCUCCGGCCCGGCCUUCCUCGCCUGGAACCGUAUGGGCAACAUGUUCAAGUUUGGUGGACCCCUGCCACAGUCCUGGCACAUAAACCAACUCUACCUCCAAUAUAAAAUCCUGGAGCGUACGAGAUCCUUCGGCAUGAUUCCUGUGCUGCCAGCCUUCUCUGGAAACAUUCCCAAGGGAAUCCUCAGGUUGCAUCCAGAAGCCAACGUAACCAGAUUGGGGCCUUGGUCUCAUUUCAACUGCAGCUUCUCCUGCUCCUACAUCUUAGACCCUCGGGACCCUCUUUUCCUCCGGAUCGGUUCCCUCUUUCUGUCCCAGGUGGUGAAACAGUUCGGCACAGAUCACAUCUACAACACGGACACCUUCAAUGAGAUGACUCCCCCGUCCUCUGACUUGGCCUACCUGUCAGCAGCCAGCCGCUCCGUCUUUGCCUCCAUGACGGCAGUUGAUCCUCAGGCAAUUUGGCUGAUGCAAGGCUGGCUGUUCUUCAGUGAUGCAGUGUUCUGGAAGCCGGCCCGGAUUCAGGCCCUGUUACACGGGGUGCCCCUUGGGAGAAUGAUCGUGCUGGACCUGUUUGCAGAGACAGAGCCAAUUUUCUCCUACACUGAGUCCUUCUAUGGGCAGCCCUUCAUCUGGUGCAUGUUACAAAACUUUGGGGGCAACAGUGGGUUCUUUGGCACGGUGGAGAGCAUCAAUUCAGGACCCUUCAAAGCCUUACAUUUCCCAAACUCCACUCUGGUGGGCAUCGGCAUGACACCAGAGGGCAUCGAGCAGAACCCCGUGAUGUUCGAGUUGAUGAGCGAGCUGGCCUGGCGUAAGGAGCCCGUCAACUUGUACAACUGGGUGUCGCUGUAUGCAGUCCGUCGCUAUGGCAGCUCACGAAGUAACCUCACCACUGCAUGGAGGCUUCUGUUAUCCAGCGUCUACAACUGCACCGUGCCUCAUUACAAGAACCACAACCACAGCCCACUGGUACGCCGGCCGUCCUUCCGCAUGAACACAGACCUUUGGUACGACCCUGCUGACUUGUAUAAAGCCUGGAGGUUGAUGAUAGAGGCAGGUUCAUCUCUCAUCUCUAAGGAGACCUUCCGGUAUGAUCUUGUUGAUGUGACUCGGCAGGUCCUACAAGUCCUUACGACAUCCUAUUACAAAGAUAUCACAGAGGCCUUCCACAACCAGAAGCUGCCAGAGCUGCUGACUGCAGGUGGGGUUCUGGUCUACGAUCUCUUACCUGAGCUGAAUCGAUUACUGAGCAGUGACUCCAACUUUCUGUUGGGGACCUGGCUGGACCGGGCUCGAUCCAUAGCCAUAGAUGACAAGGAGGCAGAGCUGUAUGACAUGAACGCCAGAAACCAGCUCACUCUCUGGGGUCCCAGUGGGGAGAUAAUUGACUACGCCAGCAAAGAGUGGGGAGGCCUUAUGGAGGACUACUACGCCCAGCGGUGGGGGCUGUUUGUUCACACGCUGGUCGAGUGUCUGGACAGCGGACAGCCAUUCAAGCAGGACACCUUCAACCACGCAGUUUUCCAAGUAGAGAAGGGAUUUAUUUAUAACAGCCGGAAAUACCCGACCAAGCCUCAUGGAGACACGUAUGAGAUAGCCCACAGGAUCUUCCUCAAGUACUACCCACAGGCCUUGAAGAGACUAUAGUGAGCGGACUAUGCUCUGUAAAAACUCCUCUCAAGUUGCAGCAAGAAGAAUGUUGUCCUCCACCUUUUUUCCUCCGGUUCUCCAUGGCUAUUCCAAAACAUCUUUUGAUAUAGAAGAUCAUACAGCCUGAGUUUACAGGAACAAUCUGCUUUGCACUUCUAGUGAAGUCAGCGUUAGAUAGUCCUGCAAGGGUUUCAUUUUAUAUUCACAAUGACCAAAUAUUCACUCGUUUCUUAUUAAAAUAGGAGUCAAAUUAAGACUUGGGGCAGUUUACAUCCGAACAAAAUCAUCUGGUAUUCACAACUACGUGCACUCUCCCUCACUUAGUCAACAUGAGGCAGGAUCCGUCCCGUAUUUAAAGUAUUUAGUUUAGUCACUGUGUUUCACAUGCUUAGAAAGACAAUGAGUUUCAUGAGACACAGCUUAGAGGUGUUAAAUCAGGCAACACAGACAGGUAUAAGGUCUGCAACUGUUUACAAAAAGACUCGUCCUGUCAGUCUAAGCCGGUGAACACUGACCGAUACACCAGUGAAGACUGAAGACACGCAGCCAAGACCACCUCCAGAUUGUUUCUCAGUCCAUCAUGGGUACAUUAACGACUUUUCUAUGAGCUGUCCACUUUGUAAAAUAGGGUCUGACUUCCUCAUAAUUCUACAGUUUCAAUGCAUUUGAGUGUAAAAUGUUAAAAACAAAAUCUGAUGGUUUGCAAAUCAACUGAGAAUAGUGCUAAGACAACAUUUAUUAUGUUCUGAAAUAGAUGCUCAUUUUGAAUUUGUCAUGCUAAAAUUUAAAAAAAGCACCUGUAGGAACUUCUCUGUACGAACUACAUUACUCUGAAACAGGUUGGAAACAUGACUGUGUAUAAAACAGGCACCUUGAGUCUCUUGCUGCAGGCUCUUAUGUAUCCUCUUACCAUCAAUGAUGCUGGAUAUCGAACUGGGACCAGAUAACACUCUGGGUGGUCCCUCUCCUCUUUAGAGCAGAAGAAGCAGCGUCCAUGUUUUCCAAAAAGAAUGUCAAAUUCCAUUUGUUGGACCACAGGACAGUUUUCCACUUCCUCUCAGUCCAUCUUAAACGGGCUCAGGUCCAGAGAAGUCUCUGUGUUUCUGGAUCAUAUGGUUUCCUCUCAUCAUGGUUCAGUUUGAACCUGCAUUUGCGGGUGCACAAUGAACUCCCUAGACAAGAGUUUUUGGACACUUCCAAGUGUAUCCCAUGUAGUGGAAAUCCCUUAUCACUAUUUUGAGUCCAUUCAGUGAUUUCCACUACAGAGUCAGGUCUGUUUUUAAUGCAGUGCUCCCUGAGGGCCUGGAGAUCAGGUCCACCCAGUCCUGGUUUUGGUCCUUGCCCUUUUAGUAAAGAGGUAUCUUCAGAAUUUCUGAAUCUUGUAAUGAUAUUGUGUUCUGUAGAUGAUGAAAUCUACUCUUUCUUAUCUUUUUACUCUGAGGAACAUUGUUCUGAAACUGUUGAACUACUGCUCACACAGUCUCUCACAGAGUGAUGAACCUGUUCCCAUCUUUCCCUCUGAGAGACGCAGCCUCUCUGGAGUGUCAUUUUUAAACCCAGCCAUGUGACUAACCUGUUGAUCAUUAACCUCAUUAGUCGGGAGAAACUCUUCCAGGUGCUUUUUUGCAAAACAAAAAUUCAGCGAUUUGUUAGUUUUGAGGUCUUCACACUAUUUUCAAUUACAUAUGGGGUUUAAAUAAUUUGCAAACCAUCAAAAUCUGUUUGUACCAACAUUUAGGAUUCACCAAGAAUCACAAUCCAAGAGUCCAGAUGAGAAGAUUGAUAUGAGUCGUGUGUGUUAGGACUGAUCAGAAACAAGGAUGUGGUUAGCCUAGCUUAGAAGUAAAACGGGAAGCAACGGGAAUCAGUUCCCUCCGUCCACAUUAAAAACAUGUCUAAAGCUGUGUUGCUCUUUAAUGCACAACAGAAAAUCUAGAGUAGCUGUUUUUCAGGGGGAAGCAUGUUCAGGAGCCUUGUCUUCCCAGAAGGCCAACCAAAGUCUGUGGUCUAGCCUUUUGAAAUCUUUAUUUUGUCUUUUUUUUUUUUUUGCUGGAAGUGCCAGUAUAUGUGCCAGUGGAGUUUGAUUGUAGCGAGAGGCAAAGUUAUGGGGAUAGGGGGGCAGAGUUAUGUCUAAGGGGGACAAGGCCAGAUUAAAACAGCACUCAGUUCUGCACUGCUAGCAAAGCAUGGCCAACUUUGUGAAAGGGCUGCCAGUUAAAUGUAAGGUUGACAAUGACCGUCCUAACCACCGAAACAAAAACAAGAAAUCAUGAUGACUCAGAUCUCACGCUCAGCUUCAACUCCAUCAACGCUGAGCCGCCCACACAGGAGAAGUUAACCAGUUCCUCCUGUCACUUUACGCUGCUUCUGUUAUAUAAGAGGCCGGUAAAAUGCGAAUGGUGUUUCAAUGUAGUUCUUUCGAUACAGGACUUUGUUAGCAGAGGAUGUUCUGAGAGUGUGUUUUGAUAAUCAUGGUUAACCACAUCCUGACACCAAACACGAAACUGACAUCAAUCUGAACACCUUACUCUGGUAACGAGCAAACAACGAUCACUAACAUGAAAACUAUCACAGUAUCCCAGCAGACUUCUUUUUCUAUGCAAAGAAGAAUCUGAAAGGGUUUAUCCUAAAUAUCAAAAUAUAACUACCAAGCAGUCUGGAUAUCUUUGGUCUUUUAAAGCAGUUUUCUUCUCAAGUUAAAUUUUAAAAGCUGACACAGUUUAUAAGAUUUGUUGAUCUCACAGCAACGUUUUAUGAAAGUUUUAUGGAUGAUGAUUUGUUCCUCUGACAGGCCGGCUCUCGGUGCACCCCAGAAGAAAACUUGCUGUCCUCUGAUGGUUCUUCAGUCAUACAGUCUAUUUUUAUAUGGUUUCAUAAAGGCGUUGAUCUGAGUCAGUUCACAGGUAAAACAAUUGAUUAUAAAACAGUGCUUUUGUUUUGGACGACCACAGGAUUUUAGAUCCAAUUUGAAAGGACAGUAUUGUACGUGUUCCCUCUCACAUAUUGCACAGAGGGAGACGAUUUUUUUAACAUUUCAACACUCUUCUGAAAUGAUGUUUUAAUUUUCAUUACGCAGAAAAAUCUGUCUCAUAUUAUUCCUCCUUAUGCCCGACCUCUAUCCAGACAGUUUGUCUCAACUUCCAACAUCACAACUUUACUUUUCUUUUCAUUUAUCCUCCUCUUUUUCACAUUAUAUAUAUAUAUUUUAUCGUUAGCCUGUCCCUUAUAAUCUCGGGUAGAUUACUGAAGCUUAAAUGAUGUUUUUCUUUUCAGAACUAGUUCUAGGUAUUUAGCCAGGAUUACUAUGAUCAGUUAUUAUUGUGUUUUAGCAGUCACUACCUGAAAACAGAUCACAUUCACUAUGUGCCUACCGACACUACAUGCUCCACAAAUGUUGGUAAUCUUAUAUUGUUGAAAUGUUUUUUGUAUUUUGUUAAACUGUGGUUCUUAAUCUCAGGCAUGUCAUAAAAGUCUUAAGGCUGUGUGACUAAUACAAUGAUUUCAUUCUUCUGUGUCGUGUCUGUGCUCCGUGUUUGAUUUGUGCUGUUCACACAUGAAAUGUUCAUUAAACAGAAUUUGAUGGUUUCAAA
Molecule: messenger RNA, 5954 nt
Organism: Notolabrus celidotus (New Zealand spotty)
Lineage: Eukaryota; Metazoa; Chordata; Actinopteri; Labriformes; Labridae
Gene: naglu
Product: N-acetylglucosaminidase, alpha
Exons: 6
Coding region: 106-2361 (751 amino acids)
Source: RefSeq, a predicted model, not a curated record